Molecule: messenger RNA, 1044 nt
Organism: Chanos chanos (milkfish)
Lineage: Eukaryota; Metazoa; Chordata; Actinopteri; Gonorynchiformes; Chanidae
Product: lipocalin-like
Exons: 6
Coding region: 108-659 (183 amino acids)
Molecular function (GO): small molecule binding
Source: RefSeq, a predicted model, not a curated record
CUCCAGAACAUAAAAGAGGACCAGACGCUGCAGCAGGCACACCUCUUGCUCUUUCAGUUCACUUCACAUCAGUUCUAGGAAAAGCACGAGAAAGACGCACUGAAGCAAUGGCGGCUGCUGUACUGAGGUUAUUUGGGGUCCUCCUCUGCGCCCUGAUUGCCUGUGCUGAGGUCAUGCCUAUGAGCGACUUUGAUCUGCAAGGGAUGUCAGGGAAAUGGUUCAUUAUUGGUUUUGCUACAAACGCAGAGUGGUUUGUCAGUCACAAAGACAACAUGAAAAUGGGAACUGCCAUGCUAGUACCCACUGAGAGUGGGGAUCUGGACAUCACCUACGCCAACCUUCAGUCAGAUGGGUCUUGCUGGCGAAUGACUCACUUGGCCAAGAAGACUGAUGUUCCAGGCAGAUUCACCUUCCGUAGCCAGCGCUGGAAUAAUGACAAUGAUUGGCGUGUAGUUGAGGCCAAAUUCGAUGAGUACGCUCUAGUGCAUACCAUCAAGACCCAGAAUGGAGCGACUGAAGUGCUGAACAAACUCUAUGGACGCGCCACAAGCUUGAGCCCAGAGCUGCUGCAGAAGUUUAAGAAGCUCUCUCAGGACACUGGCAUCUUCCCAGAGAACAUUGUGAUCCUCCCGCCAAAUGGUGAAUGCGCAGAUGCCUAAGCACUACAUUUCACCAGAGAAAUUGCUGGUAAUUUCUAUGGUGACAUCUGACACAUGACCAUCCUUCCUCUUGCCCGGACAUGAGCAAUGUUACAGAUAAGACUGAUGACAUGUCUCAGGACUCCUGCUUGGCUUACGUUUUCAAGCUCUCUCCUCCUAUCUAGCUGUGAGCCAUGUGAAAGCCAUGACUUCUGUCUAGACACUUGUAUGGCUUUGAUUUUAGUGUUCACACCAACGCAGCCUUUCAAAAGGGAGAUGCAUUUACGGAGGUGAAGCCAUUUGAAAGUAUUACAACACAGCGUAUGAAUAUCUUGCUCUGACAUGACUAUGAAUGUGCAACACUCUUCAUCUCACCCUUCAACAAGCUCUGAGAAAUUUAUCAAAC